Messenger RNA from Osmia bicornis bicornis, 11815 nucleotides. RefSeq names its product protein lava lamp-like. The record is from RefSeq and is a predicted model, not a curated record. Lineage: Eukaryota; Metazoa; Arthropoda; Insecta; Hymenoptera; Megachilidae. Bases 256 to 11052 code for a protein of 3598 amino acids. The transcript is spliced from 11 exons.
UGUCCAACUGUUUCCGGUUCUAAAGGGAGUGAUGUAGAGUUUACAUUUUGAAGUAUUUGUUCCCGAUUAGUAGUGCACUUAUAUGUAAUUAUUAAUAAAAUUAACAAAAUUGUAAAUAUUGUAAAGUUGGUUAACUAUAAACACGCGUGUAUUUAUUUUUGAUUAUACAUAAAUGUGAAUAGCAGAAGUAUUUUAACAAAAUAUGUGCACUAAUAGUGACGUGUUUUCAUCUUGACAACAUAAACAAAGUUUAUAAUGUGGAGUACAUCGGAAGAACCACCAGGGACAAUGGAAGGGGAUUCAUCUGAAUCGAUGGUGCAUGCAAAAGAAAAAUGUGAGCAAAAUAAAAAUCAAUUGGAAUCGCUUAAAGAAAUUAUGUUGAAAAAUAAGCAGAGCUUAAAAAAGAAGGAAGAAGAGGUUCAGGAAUAUGCAAGAAGGCUGUCCAAAAUUAAAUCUAGAGCCAAGUUAUCUCGUAGAAGUAAAGGUGAAAAUUUGCCUUGUAAAGAUGUAAGUCAUACAUCGGAGGAAACUACAUCAGUGGAUAUAUCUGAAGAAACAAUCGAUGACAUCAGUCAAGCAAAAACUGCAAAAGCAAAAUCUACUUUACUCCAAAAGAAGUUGGCAGAGAAUAGAAAAGUGUUUGAACAACGUAAUAAAGAAAUAACCGAAACUAAACGAGCAGUGGAAGAAAAAGUGGAAGCUAUUAGGCAACAAUUGGAAGAAAAAGAUAUAACAGCAAUGGGUUUUCAAAAGGAUCAAUUACCUGUUGCACCUAUUAAGCCAGUCAUGAUAAGUUCGGAUAUCAUGUCACCAAAACAGAUUGAAAGUAUUGAAGAAAAAGAGAAUCAAAUCGCAGUACUUAAUAAAAAAAUUUUAGAAUUGGAAGCUACUGUUAUAGAUCUGCAGGAAAAUUUAAAAGAGAAAGAUUCGGUUAUCGAAUCUAAGACGAGAGCAGUCACUCUUAUGUCUGCGGAUCUUUCGAAAAAGGGUAAAACGACUUUGGACACUCUCGAAGAUACGAAAGACGAAAUGCGAACGAUGCAGGAACAUUUUAUAUUGUUAGAGACAUCAUUGAAGAAUAAGAAUGAAAGUCUCUUGGAGCAGUUGCAAGGAAGGGAUAAUAAAAUAGCAGAAUUAGAAGACUCAAUUAAAGGAUUUGAGCAACAAUUGUCACAGUCAUCAGGCGCUGAUGUCCCUCGUUCUACAUUGGAUACUUUAUUAGAAACUAAAGAAGCUAUGAAAUCGAUGCAAGAAAAUUUUGUACUUGUAGAAUCUUCUCUCAAAGCAAAAAAUGACCAUCUACUUGAGCAGUUAGGAGAUUAUGAAUUAAAAUUAGCGGAAGCUAAUGAACGAAUAUUUAAAUUAGAAUCUGGUAUUGGAAUAAUCAAGGAUCCAACGGUUGAUGAUUUACAGUAUAAAUUGGAAAAACUGGAACAUAGUAAUAAACAGUUACAAGAUGAAAAGUAUGAAUUACAAAAAAAUAUUGCAGAAUUACAAGAUAAAAUUCUAAAUCUAUCAGUGAAUGGUAAUAAUGGUGCUUUGAUGGAGAAAGAUAACAGAAUAGUUGAGCUUGAAAAUUUAAUCGAAGAAUUAAAGCAAUCUAACAAGUUACUCGAAGAAGAAUCUAAAGCAGAGUUACAACAAAAAUUAGCAGAUUUAACUUUGAAAAAUGAAGAGUACUCGAAUAAAAUAGCUGAUCUUGAAGGUUUGGUACACGAACUUGAAGAACAAAAAAGUGAUAUUGCGGCAAGAUUAUCGGAUGAAAGUAGUCUAAAAGGGGAUGAAAAAGUGGCGAAACUUACUAAGGAAUUAGAAGAAUUAAAUAAGAGUAUGAUAAAAAUUAAGGCACAACAUAGAAGUAAAAUAAAAAAUCUGCAGAAACAACUAGAGAAUGUGAAAAAGGUAUCUGAUACAAACGCGGAACUUGUCAGACUGGGGAAUCAAGUGGCAUUAUUAGAGGAAGAGAAAGGUAACCUACAGCUGAGUCUGGUAGACUUUGACGAGCUUAAAGCCUCAGCAGGAGAUUGGCAAGAACGUGUUAUUGAUCUUGAAAGUAAAGUUUCUGCACAAACGAAAGAAAUUGAAAUGCAAAUUGAAGCCAUUGCCACUUUAGAGAAUCAAAAAUUGGAUCUUAUGCAAGAACUUCACAUAGCGAAACAGGAGGUUUCAUCCUUGGAAGCAGAGAACGCAGAGUCAGAAAAUCUUCGGGUUACCGCAGAAAUGAAAAUUGUUGAUCUUGAAGAACAGUUGGAAGCAAUGAACAAAUUGCAAAACGACAACAAAUUGGAAUCAUCGUCGGAGGAUAAUCACGCGGAACUGCUUAAACAGGUGGAAGCAUUGACCCAGGAAAAUGCAGAAUUAUAUAGUAGAAUAUCAAAAUUGGAAGAGAAAGGAACGUCUGAAACUGGAUCUACCGAAUCGUUCGAGGCUAUACAAGAGCUGGACAAGAGCGAUCUGUUGAAGAAGAUAGAGGAUUUAAUGCAUAAAAAUAACGAAUUAACUCUGAAGGUAAGCAGAUACCAAGAGAAAGAAAAUUCUCACGCUGGUUCCACGGAGUGGUUGGAAACGAUGAACGAAAGGGACAAGAACGAACUGUUAAAGAAAGUCGAGCAGUUGACUCAAGAGAACACCGAUUUAGCGAUGAAACUGAGCAGAAUGGAAGAGAAAGGAUCAUCCGAUACAGGCUCCACAGAAUCAUUCGAACGUAUUCCAGAGCACAAUGAAAGUAUGACGAAAAUAGAGCUGCUUACACAAGAGAACAACGAGCUGGUGAUUAAAUUUACAAAGCUCAAAGAACAGUUGGAGAAUACGAUGGAAAUAGAUGCUAAGCUGAGAGCAGAAAUUGAAAUUCUGCAACAAGCAGACAAGGAUAAAUCUUCAGAAGUGGAGCGACUCACAGCCGAACUAAGAAACCUUGCCGAAGAAAAGGAUCGUUUACAAAAACAAAUUGAAUCGUUGAUCGUAGAGAAGAACGAGUUGGCUGCUUUGCAUACUAAAGAAGAAGAUCGUUCUCUGUCUGAACAAGAAACAGUUGAUUUUGCAGAGAGAUCGAAGAGGUCCGUCGAUGUCGAGGCAGAAAUUGACGAAGAGAAAGAUCUUCUGGAGAAAGAGGUGAAAGGGUUGGAACGAUUACGCGAAUCAACUCAGGAUCUUCAAAUCGAUGAAUUGACCGGAAGGAUAGAAGAAUUGUUGAAGGAGAAUGAACGCGUGCUUUCGAAGCUGUCAGAACUGGAAACGUAUAACGACAAGUUAAAAGAAAAUUUAACAGAAACGACGCGAGAGAAGGAAGAAUUGCAAUCAAAAAUUAACGAUAUGUCGCGCGACCAUUCUGUCAAGGAGAUGUUAGAAUUGGAGAAAAAAGACGAUGUUCCAGAGAAAGAGGAAAUGCCGCAGUCCGACGAAUCGUCUCAGCAAACCGAGUCGAUGAUCGUCGCCUCCUUGGAGCGCGAGAUUGAAGAAUGUAAAAAAUUAAUCGCCGAGCAGACCGGCCUGAUCGAAGAGAUGAAGUUGAAGCUGGCGAACAAGGAAGAAGAAUUGGAGGAGAAGGGUAAACAGCUGACGGAAUACGAGGCGUCUGGAAAGAAGGCUGAGAGUUUGGAGAACGAAUUGAAGGAGAUAUUCGACACCGUAGAUGAAUGGAAGCACAAGUGCAUCGAGAUGCAAGAGAAAAUGGAGAAGCUGGAAGCAGGGAAAGCUUCCAUCGAGGAAGGUUUCAAAAUGUUGCAAAACGAGAAUAAAAUUUUGCUCGAAGAGAACAAAGAAAAGGAUGCGGAAACCGAUCGCUUGAAACAACAGUUGCAGGAUACUGUAACGACCUUUGAAUCGAAAGUUCAGGAACAGCUUGCAGCGAUAUCAGAGAAGGAGAACGAGAUCGGCAACCUGAAACAAAUAAUCGAGGACAAGGAUCAAGAAUUGCACGCGAAAUACACCGAGCUGCAAAACAAAAUGAUCGCGAUAGACAGCUUGCAAGACGAAUGUAACAAUUGUAAAAUGUUGAUUCAAGAGAGGAACAACGCCCUCGCGUCGAUGUCAGACGAGGUCGCGAAUCUUAACAACGCGAUGAAGAGUAAAGAGGAUGAAAUAUAUACAUUGAGAAAGCAUAUCGACGAAUUGAGCGAAAAGUUGGACGAAUCGAAGCCUCUGAAAGACUACAAUGAAUUGCUGGAACAGUUGAAGAACAAAGAUAUGAUUCUCGACGAGCUUCACUGCAGAAUAAACGCUACAACAAAGGAGAACAGUAAUUUGUCUGAAAAAUUGAAGAGUUUAUCCCAGCAUAAUAAUAACAUUCAAAGUCAGUUGGCUGAGAAACAAAGGGAAUUCGUUGAUAUGGUAGCUGCGAAGGAACUCUUGGAGACACUGAUAGCAGAGACGAAGAAAGAGAAAGACGAGGCUGAGAGACGAAUUUGGGACUUACAAAGCGUGAUAGACUACUACAUGAAAUUCGUGGAAGAUUUGCAAGGAGAAUUGAAAGGCAGUUACAAGCAUAUAGAGCAGCUGAAAUUGAAACACACGGAGGACGUCGAGCUACAGAAUCAAAGACUCGAGAACCUGAUAGAAGAAUUAAACUCUAAGACGCAAGAAUGCGAAACGUUGAGGGACGAGUUGGAGGAGAAAGAGCGACUGGUCGGUCGGAACAUCACCGAGGAAGUAAAAGUCGCGCUAGAGGCGAGGAUCGUCGAUUUGGCAGAAAAAUUAAAGGAAUCUGAGGAGAAGAUUCAGUCGCAGUUGGAGAAGAUGAAGAAGUUGGCGGCUAAUCUGAAGAAGAAGACAACGGUUUGCCAGGAACUGGAGGGCAGGGUGACGGAGCUGGAGGAGAAGUGGACGACUGAGAAGGACGAGAAGGAGGCGAAGAACAAGCAGAUACAGGACGUGGAGAUAGCGAUGCGCGAGAAGGAUAACAGAAUAACCGACCUUGAAGAGAAAUUAACUCGGGCGAGAAACGAGAACGCGGAUGCGUUCAAGAACAUCGAGGAAUUAACAAGCGAUUUGAGCGAUUCCAAAGAAAAGAUUACUUUGCUGACCGGACAGAUCGAGGAAAUGGAACGGGAGAUCGUUAAGCUGCGGGCGGACCUGGAAUCUCGAACAGCGGAGUUGGGUAUCGAAAGAGAAAGCAAGGGGAAUAUCAUUUCUGAUUACGACUCCUACAAGCAGAGUGUUAUUCGAGAGAACGAGCGGAAGCAAGUGGAGCUGGACGAGGUGAAAGAGAAGGCGCGAGAGCUGAGCGUGAGGAUGCAGGUGAUGGAAGCGGAAUACGUGGAGCAGCUAGCUUCGAUAAAGAAUCUGACGGCGGAGAACGGGUUGCUGUUGUCGAAGCAGACGCAGAUCAACGAGAAAUUGGAGAACGCCGAAAAGGAAUCGGAGGAGCGAAGAUUGUUGAUCGAGCAAAUGCGAAGGGUGACCACCGAGGCUGUAACGGAGAGCACCCAGACCACGGAGGAGGAAAGCACCGAAGAGGAGAGGAAAACCGAGGGUGCCGAGCAGUGCGAUCGUUGCAAGCAAUGCCAGACCCUUGUGCAAACGUUGGAGUUGAAGUUACAGGAACGAGAGGCUGAGAUCGAGAAUCUCGACAACGAGCUGGCUAAUUCGAUCGGUAACUUCGUUCGAAUGAAUCAGAACAGCAUGAGGAACAGAAGCUUGGAGGAUCCUUACAACGACCUGCUGUUCCAGUACAACUCAUUGAUAUCCAGCCACGAAGAGGUGAAAGCGAAGCUGGACGAAGCUUCGAAAGAAAACAAGCAGCUGAUAGAAAAGAUCGAACAAUUGCAAUCGAUGAACGUUACUUUGGAGGAAACUGUAACGACGACGGAGCAGAGUAUCGAAAGGCAACGGGAGGAUUUGUUAAAUUCUGAUCUGGCGAAGGAACGCGAAGAACGAGAAGCGGAAUUGCUGAACCUUCAACGAGAGAUUCAGACCCUUCGAGAGCGUGUUAACGAGCUGGAGCAGCAAUUAAAUUCCCAGACGAUUUCGCUCGAGUCCGCGGAGGACAGGAAGAAGGAUCUUCGGCAAGAAAUCGAGUCUCUGAGAAGCGACAGGGAGACGAAUGAUAAAUUAAUAGAAGAUUUGAGAAGCGAGCUCGAAGGAUACAGAAAUCAGAGCGGAGAAUCUGUAGAAAAGCCGAUAGCAAAGAGAGAGGCUACCUUCGACCAACAAGAAAACGCUCCGAGGUUGUUCGACGCAUCGAAGAUCUUCGGCUCUUUCGCCUCCGACUCCGAUCUUCUGACCGACAACGAGGCGAAACGAUUGCAGGCUUUGCUGGAAGAGAAGGAGGCUCGGUGCUCGAAUCUCACCCAAGAGAUGAACCAUCUUCAAAAGCUGAUGAUGGAAGAGCGAUCGCAGAUGUCGCAGAACUACAGCCAGUGCGUCGAAGAGUUGGAAAUCUCGCGGAAGGAGUUAACAACGACAUUAUCGAAUCUGGAAGUCCUCGAGCGGACGUUGAGCGAGAAAGAUAAGCAGAUCGAUGCGUUGAACUUAGAAUUACAAAACCUGAACCUUCGUAUGAUGGAACAACAAAACGAUACCAAGGAAAGUCAAUUGGAAGAGUUAAGAACGAGCUUAAAUUCGACGAAAGAGGCAUUGGACGCGAUAAUCGUUGAGCGAGAGCAACGCGACGCCCUGUUGGAGUCGUACAAGUUACAGGUCACCAAUUUGGAAGCGGAAUUGAAGAACUCGACCGACUCUGAACUGAUCCAGGAGCUGGAAAGUAGGGUUUCCUGUACGACCAAAGAGAGGGACUUGUUACAGUUACAGGUGAACGAUUUGUCCAGGUCUAUGGAGGAGCUGAAGUAUUCUAUGGGCGUUGAACUGGAGAAGAUCGGUCGGGAGAGGGACGAAGCGAAAGAAAUGGUCGCGAAUCUCACGCGAGCCUUGGAAGAUGCCUAUAAACAGUCGAUGACGUCUACGAUCACAGAUACGUCGACGAAGGAAUCGACUCCGCUGGAGGAGGUCUCGCGUGAUCAGUUGGAACCGGGGAGUCCAGUUACGAAAGCGGUCGUCGAAGAGGCGAAACAAGGAACUGCCUCGACGCCGUUUUCGUCGGAGGUACCGUUCGUGGACGAUGGAACGGGCUGGGACGCGGAGAAGCUGGUCGACGAGGAGAGUUGGGGCUGGGACGCGGAGGAGGCUCAACUGGUCGGCGAACACGUGACGGCCAGUCUGAUUCCAAGCAUGGAAAUGCAAUUGCGAGCUCGAGUGGACGAUCUGGAGGAUCGAAUCAAGGACAUGGAGAAGGAACGCGACAGGAUGCUGGAGGAGAGCAAAGCAGCGCAGCUGAGAAACGCGAAGAUGAUCAAGAAGCUGAAGGAGUACAAGGUACAGGUGGAGAGUUUGCAGCAGCAGUUGAAGACGCAGAAGUCGAGCAGCGACUUCUACGAGCUCGAUUCGGCGAUCGAGGAGGAACUGAAGUGUCAGAUCAGCAAAUUGGAGAAGAGUUUGAGCGAGGUUCGAGAGGAAUUGAAGAACACCGUAGCCGAGAAGGAGGCGUUGACGAAGCGUCUGGACGUUGUUGUUUCCGCGAACGAGAGAUACAUGGAGAUGAAGGAACGACAGGACAUGGACAUGGAGGUUCUACGUAUUCGAAACAAGGAGCUGUCCGACAAGAUCGAGGCUCUCGAUAAGAAGCUACAGAGUGGUGUGACAGCUGCCGAAGACAGCGAGGUUCCUCGAGGUGAAAGCGUAGUUUCCGGCGAGGAAGACAAGCCUGUCCCUCGGGAACGCGUUAGAAAACGAUCCGUCGACCCGGAGGACUACGAGAGCUUGUGUAAAAAGUACAGAGAGGAGAUCGACGACCUGAAGGAGGAGAUGGAAGCACUGGCGUCGGAGAACGAUCUGCUGCAACACUUUCUCGAGGAGCAAAAGGUGAAGAUGUCCAGUUUGGAGAAGAAACGAACAGCGGAGGAGAACGAGUCCAUUCAGAUCGUGGAUGAUUUGAACAAAAGAAUAUCCGAAUUACAGGCGAUGCUGAGUAAAUCACGAGAGGAGUACGAAUUGUUGAGGAAGCAGUACGAGCAGAGCUUAAUGGACGCAAACGACCAGGUAACAGCUAUGCGACAGAAUACCGACUUCCUCAAGGAGGAAGCUCGCGAGAAGAUCGGUAAACUGGAAAUGGAAGUGGCUGAUCUGCGUAAACAAUUGGAGAUAUUCGAAUCGAGCAACGCGGAACUGCAGAAGCAUCUGCAGGAAGUUUUCCAAGAGAAGACGAGCCUAGAAGAAAGACUGACCGCUAUAAUGGCUUCCUCGGAGAAACAAUUGUCCUCCAUGAACGCCUCGAUGGCCGAAGUGACGGAUCUCUUAAACAUCAGGAUACAAGAAGUCGCGGACCUGAAGCAGGAGCUUCAGAGACAAUACGUAGAUCACGAGGAGGCGAAGACGAAGCUGCAGGAGACCGUAGAGGGGCUGGAUCAGGAGCUCGGAGAGAAGAGGCAGCAACUGGAAAGGUUGAAACAAUCUCUAUCCGAGAAGGAGAACGAGUUCGUUCAACAGCAGAGCGUAGAGACUGUCAGCGCUCUGGUGAGCCAAGCGACCCAGGAACUUGCCCAGAAACACGCGAUUGAAGUCGAGGAAAAAGAGAAAGAGAUCCAAAGUCUUCGAGGGAAAUUAUCAGCCCUAGAAACAGCUGUAAACGAGUAUUCGUCGGAGAAGCAAGGCAUUCUAGCUCGACUGGACGAGCAGCAACAGGAGCUCCAGUUGUUGAGGCAGGAUCUAACAGAAAAGAAUUCGUCUUUGGUAGCUUUCCAGGCGAAUCUAACUUCGAUUCUGAGCGAAAAGGAACGAGAAUUGUUCGACAGAAACGAAAGAAUCGAUAGACUCACCGCGGAUAAUCAGAGUCUCCUGGAAACUAUCGGGGAAUUGCAGCGGCGUUUAUAUGAAUUCGAAACCACUUCCAUCGAUACGAACGGGUUAACGUCGCGUAUUCAGAGCCUAGAAACGUCCCUCCUGGAAAAGGAAUCGGAUUUAGCUCGAUACGCCAAGGAAUCCAACGAGUACCACGCUAUUUUGGAAAACAAUAGAAUCGAGAUCGAGCAGCUUCGCGCGGAUACGCGGCACAUCGACGAGCUGAAGAGCGAACUGACGGCGAAAGCUGAGCAGAUGAAUCGUUUAAACGUGGAACUAGAAGCGACUCGCGAAGCUCUCGGGGAGACCAGACAGAUUUUAAACGAGAAGACUUGUUUGUUGGAGAAAUGCAAUCGCGCGUUGGAGGAGAAAGACAGCGAAUCUUCGGCAGUGCCGAUGAUCGAAUCGAAUCAGCCGAGUGCUUCGAACAUCGUCGACGGUUUCCCUCUGUUCAGAAUGACCGAGGACAAUCACGGUUUUCAGCAGACGAUCGACGGUAUGCAGGCUGAACUGGAGAAGAAACAAGAGGAGAUCGAGCAUCUGAAGUACGUGUUGAACGAGAACACGUAUCCGGGUAUCAUUCGAGAGAUGCAGGACACGAUCAACUGCCUGUACGACGAGAAAGCGGAAUUGAAGUCGUCGUUGGACGCGUUGAACGAAAAGUUCGAGGAGAAGGCGAAGGAGAUCGAAUCAUUGACCGAAAGUCUGAAAGCGAAGAGUCUGGAAGUUGUUUCGAAGGAACAAACCGGUGUCCUUUCCAGAGAACGAGCCUCGAUGCAGGACCAGGAGAGGAUCGUCGGAUUGCAGAACGAGUUGCACGCGAAGGAGCAAGAGAUCAACGAGAUGAAGUACGUUUUAGCGGAGAAAGACUCGCAGUUGUCCCUUCAGGCUAGUAUGGAGCCGCAGUCUGAUGACUUCGAGUUGCGCGAAAUGGUGCAGAGACUAACUGGCGAGGUGUACGGCAAGGAACAAGAGGUUCAGCAAUUGAAGUCGAUCAUCGCGGAAUUGCAGACGGAAGUCUCUCGUUUGCAGGAAUUCGAGAGACUCUCCGAGGAGACUAAAGAUGCGAUAGAGAAGCUCGGCGCUGAGAAGGAACAGGCGAGGCUAGAGGCGGAGGAAUAUUUGAAAAUGAUAUUGGAGCAGAAGGAAACGGAGAUAGAUGAGAUAAAGCAAAGGUUGUCCGUUGAGAAUCAACGAAUGCUUGAUGAGUUGCAGCUGAGGGACAGGGACGUUGAAAAUUUGAAGAAGCAACUGGAAGAGUUGUCCACGAUGGAGCAGACGAUGAAGGAUAAGUUACAAGGGAAGGAGGAAGAUCUGGCUCGAGUUAGCAACGAUUUGGCGGAGAAAGAACGAAGAUUGGCGGAGUUGAGUAUCACCAAGGAUGCGGAGCUUCAUAAUUUGAAUGUUUUGAUCCACGAGAAGGAGGCUCGCAUCGAGGAACUGAUGCUGUUGUCCGACGAGGAGGAGAAGCAACUGAAAGAGUUGAGGAACGUUUUGGAGGCCAGGGAAACGGAGAUAAAUUCGUUGAAGAAACUGUUAGAAGAUAAGGUGAAAGAAUUCGAGUUAAUUCAGAACGUUUUGAAGAAGGACGUGUCCGUGGUCGGUGCUUCGACCAGUCAACGAGGCGAAACUUCCGACGAAGAUAACAAAGCGUUCGCCUCGCAGGAAUUGGAUCUCGCUUUGUACAUGCUUCAUCAACGAGAUGUUAGGUGCGAGGAAUUGACCCACGAAUUGAUGCAGUUGCUCGAAGAACGGGACACCUUGCAGCUCCGUUUGUCUAACGCUAUCAGAGUGAACGAGGAGCUGAGAAGAAUGGGCGGUGGGCCCGACGUUGCUCCUAGGGACGAAGCGUCCACUUCCGUUAGCGAAGAACCGAUGGUGGAACAUCCUUCGCCUUCCAAGUCCGAAGGACCGGUCGAGAUAGCCAAAGAAGCUAUCGACGCUCCCAUUGGGGAAGAUAAAGAGGCUCUUGCUCUGAAGCUGUCGCAGUUGCACACGGUGAGCCAUACAAAAGACGUGCGAUUGAGGGAUGAACGAGAACUGAGGCACACGCAACAAAUGUCUUUGCUAGCGCACAAAGACGUUUUAAGUACAUUACCACCCGAAGCAGCUGCCAGGCUCGUCAAUGCAAAUUAUACACUCUCUAGAGAUGUUCAGAGCCAGUCGAGCGUUCUACUGAAUUGGCUGUGGGGAAAAAGUACGCCAAAGGUGGUACAUAUGUGAUGGGGCACCAUAAACAAGAAAAUGGACGCCAUCCUUGCCUUCUGGAUACAUUCCUGCCAAGUGCCAACUGCCAAAACUAUUCCUGUUAUUUAGAUUAAAUCGAAGGCGAUAAAACGCAAUUACUUUUUCAAUAACGUUUCGACUGGUUCCUUGAAAUUGCGAGACCGUGAUAACACUGUCCUAUACGUUUCAACUUUUUCUAUGUGUUCCGAUAUUUACUGUACCUUUCCUAUAGAGUUUUAUUCGUUGAUUAUGAUUGCCAGCUUACUAUUUUGCCGAAAUGUAAUAAAAAAAAUAUUAAUUCGAUACAGUUGCUUAAAGAAAAUAAAUUUAUAUUACAGACGUUUUAUAGUUCCAUCACUGAAUUUGUUUAAUCGCGCGAGGAUCUAAAAAAUACGAUUUCUUUUCUCAAAAAUAAUUUCUUCGAAAACAGAUGAUUUAUAGAUUCGUAAUCGAUGCAUGAAACUCGAUAAGAAAUGCACGGUGGAUGUCGGAACAUCAGUCGGCUAUCGGACAGUGUAACUAAAAAUGUUAAGUGUUUCACUCAAUGUAAAGGUCUAAAAAUGUCUGUAUUUUUAACGAGACACUUGAUCGUGAUUUCUUGAGGCUUCUAAAAAACAAAAAAGAAAGUCGCUCCUCUUCGGGACAGAAGAGCGUUGAAGGAAAUGACUUUUAAACUGUAUUAUAAUCGUUGUAUAGCCAUCGUGCUUAGGUGAAUUGUAAACGAAAUAUUGUUUUUGAACAAGUGUAUAUUUCAAUUAUU